Messenger RNA from Bipolaris victoriae FI3, 1509 nucleotides. RefSeq lists its product as hypothetical. The transcript has 2 exons. Gene Ontology annotation, molecular function: iron ion binding; oxidoreductase activity, acting on paired donors, with incorporation or reduction of molecular oxygen; monooxygenase activity. The record is from RefSeq and is a predicted model, not a curated record. NCBI's taxonomy places the organism in Eukaryota, Fungi, Ascomycota, Dothideomycetes, Pleosporales, Pleosporaceae. Bases 1 to 1509 code for a protein of 502 amino acids.
AUGGACUUGCCCUGGCUCGUCGUGACCUCGGGCUUUGCCGUCAUCCUGCUAAGCACCAUCUUCAGCAAACGCAAAAGCAGCACCGGCCAAGAUGAUCCUGAUGGCUGCGAGCCUGCGCCGCGCAUGUGGCAGUGGGAGCCUUUCCUGGGGCUCGACACCGUUGUGAGCCAGGUGCGGGCCCUUCGGGGGGACUACUACCUGGACUGGCUGCGCAAGCUGCACGCCGGCCGGCCCAAGACCUUUUCACUGCGCUUCUUCGGCACCCGCUGGUUCUACACGACCGAGCCCGAGAUCCUCAAGGCUGUCUACGCCACAAACUUCAAGGAUUUUGGCGUCGAGCCCAUCCGCCGCAACUCCAAGAUUACUAUGCCGUUUGCCGACAAGGGUAUCAACACCACCGACGGCGAGGACUGGGCUUUCAGCCGUGUCCUGAUAAAGCCCUUCUUCGAGAGGGACGUCUACCACAAUACGGAUCGCAUCAAACCUUUUGCCGACCGCUUCCUUGACCUCUUCGCUAAGGAUGGCGAGACGUUUGAUGUCAUGCCGCUGCUGCAACGCUGGUUCCUGGACAUCAACACCGACUUCAUCUUCGGCGAGUCGCUGCAUUCACUCACUGAUCCAGCUCGCGCCAAGUUUGCAAUGAACAUGGUGACGGCGCUUCAAGGCGCGCGCCUGCGGGCUCAGAGUCACCGCUUCCUGUGGGCCUUCAAUUGGAACUGGUGGUUGGCGGCCGUCGAAGAAAUCCACGAUUUCGUCAACGGACAUAUCCGCGCCACCUUUGCCGAGAUGGACGAGCGCGACCGCAUGCGAAGCAAGGGAAUGGAGCUUCCCCCGGAGCGGGCAGAUCUCUUGUGGACCAUGGCCGGCCGGAUGCGCGGCGAUGAGGAGGGUCUGCGCUCGCAGGUCUGUCUCAUCAUUGUGCCUACUAAUGACACCACUUCCAUGCUGAUUAGCAACUGCAUCUGGUAUCUGGCGCGCUAUCCGGAAGCCUGGGCUAAACUCCGUCAGGAGGUUUUGGCACUGGGCAAAGAUGCCCCCCUGACCUUUGACGUCUUGCGCAACAUGACCUAUCUUAACGGAGUCAUCAAUGAGACCCACCGCCUCAUUCCUAACAACGUCACCCAGGUGCGCGCCUGCCUAUCAGACACCACGCUCCCAAUUGGCGGCGGACUCAACGGACAGGCUCCGCUGCGCGUGCACAAGGGUGACAUCGUUUCUGUGACCAAAACCGUCAUGUACCGCGACCCGGAUCACUGGGGCGCGGACGCUGAAGAGUUCCACCCGGAGCGCUUCGACGGCCUGCGCGGUACUUGGGGCUUCCUGCCGUACGGUGGCGGGCCCCGCCGCUGUCCGGCUCAGAUGAUGGUCCAGACUGAGGCCUGCUACAUGCUCGCACGCAUGGCGCGUGAAUACUCGCGCCUCGAGGCCCGCGAUCCCGAGCCCUACCGUGCUGUCAUGCGGAUUGGGCCUUCGAAUCGAAACGGGGUCAAGAUUGCUGUCUAUAAAUAA